Molecule: messenger RNA, 345 nt
Organism: Meloidogyne enterolobii
Lineage: Eukaryota; Metazoa; Nematoda; Chromadorea; Rhabditida; Meloidogynidae
Source: the annotation of a GenBank genome assembly
AUGGCAAUCUUUAAUGAAGGCAACACACAAGAUUCAUCAAAUUUAUCUCCUCAACAAGAAAAUUCUUCAGCUUCAUUUAAUAUUAUAGAAACAUUAAAUAAUGAAUAUCAAUCAACAGGUGGAUUACCUUUACAUAUUGCUACUGGACCUGAGCCUGUUGGGGAAGGGUUUUUUUCUUGGCUUCGAUGGAGUAGAGCAUCAACCAGAAAAUUGGAAGGGGCUGAAACUCGUUUACUUGGAGGGGUUACUUCCUUCGUUACGAGAAAAUUUGUGCCGGUAAAUUUUUUUAUUUUUUUUUGUUAUUUUAAAAUAGAAUAUUUAUUUAAUGUUCUUAUUUUAAAUUAA